AUGACGACAAAGUUGCCCUCCACCAGCACCAGCACCACAAUUCCUACUACCACCUCCACAAAGCUGCCGUCCACCACAAGUACGACCACAAAGCUACAACACCACCGCAACAACAACACUGCCACCCACAACUACCACCAUCGCCACCACCACAAUCAAGCCGUCCCACGAGUAGCACAGAACCUCCUCUACCACAACUACUGUGCUGCCAUCUACUUCUACCACGCUAGGCAAAACUACGAGGUUACAACCCAAGGACAUAAAGAUGUACCAGAUGAGAUGAACUUGUGCAAGAAGCCUGUAGACGGGAUUGUCCCUCCAAAUGGAUCACUUGCGGUGUUCAGAGGUCAUUACUACUGGCUGCUAAAUGGAACGAGCCCACCCUCUCCUCAACCGCGUAAAAUCUCCGAGGGAUGGCAUAUCCCUUCCCCCAUCGACACAGUGUUCUCCAGAUGUAACUGUGAUGGCAAAACCUUUUUUUCAAGCUAGCAUUGCACUUUUCAGGGCCCCCAAUACUGGCGCUUCACCGAUGAUGUAAUGGAUACUGGCUAUCCUAAGCUGAUUGUGAAAGGAUUUGGAGGACUGAAUGGGAAAAUUACGGGAGCGCUUUCAGUGGCUCCGUACAACCAGCCAGAAUCUGUACACUUUUUCAAGAAGGUAGGUGGCAACGUUCAACGAUAUGUCUACAAAAAAACGAAGAAGUGCAAGAAGAAAGUCGUAACUGUGAAUUAUCCAGUUUAUAAACCAAAGACUUUUGUCCUGAGGCAGAGACGCUUUAGACGCGCAGUACAAUCUCGUCAGAUCUUCCGAACCAUCCGGAUAAGGCAGUACCCAGUCAUUCGGAUCACCCACCAUACAACAGGCAUGGUCCUUGUUUUGCCUCGUUUAGAGGCUAUGUUAAUUGGGUUGUGCAAUCCUACAGCUCCAAAUGAAGCAGCCUAA
This is a messenger RNA of Thamnophis elegans (Western terrestrial garter snake), 942 nucleotides long. RefSeq names its product proteoglycan 4 (gene PRG4). NCBI's taxonomy places the organism in Eukaryota, Metazoa, Chordata, Lepidosauria, Squamata, Natricidae. The record is from RefSeq and is a predicted model, not a curated record.